Molecule: messenger RNA, 2922 nt
Organism: Corvus hawaiiensis (hawaiian crow)
Lineage: Eukaryota; Metazoa; Chordata; Aves; Passeriformes; Corvidae
Gene: CARD9
Product: caspase recruitment domain family member 9
Exons: 13
Coding region: 1033-2676 (547 amino acids)
Biological process (GO): regulation of apoptotic process; positive regulation of canonical NF-kappaB signal transduction
Source: RefSeq, a predicted model, not a curated record
CACAGGCUGAAAGAAUCUCUGAGCAUCUCUGCUCUACUCCUAAUGAUAACAUGGAAAAACUCUCCAUAAACUUAGAAAGCAGAACAAAGAGUGGAGUGGGAAGCUAAUGGGAACAUGUGUCAUGCUGCCAUGGCAUCGGAGCCUGUGUGCUCUCCAGGCUUUUUUAAAACACACUUUCUGAGUGAGUUCUGGGUUCAGCUCCAGGGCUGUGGGAAGGUGGGGAGGCAGGCACAGGUCUCCUGGUGAUGCUCAGCAUCGUCACAAUGCUGCUUGCUGGGCUGCUCCUCUAAGUGCUGCCAAGGCCACAGCCUGUCAUUUGGGAAUGAUGGGUUGUGUUCCUUGCUUUGCCAAGACUUGACUCCCUUCCCCUCAAAAUACCGAGUUGUCAUAAUUAUACUGGAAGCUUGAGGACAUCCAAAAUUAGAAGCAUCAAUAUAGAAAGCAUCCUUCUCAGCUGAACUCCUAACCAAGAGCGAGUUCUUGCUGCCACCUGUUUUCCUGGAUAAAGAUGUUAACACCUGGAAAGCCUUUGAAGAGCCUCUUUCUUCUAGUUUUGUGGCUUGUUUCAUCUGCUGAAGUCAGCUGCACACACCUAUGGCUGUGACUUUCAUUCUUUUCAGUGUUUCUGACCACUGCACAAGGAAACUUUCUGGACCCCAGUACGUACUUGAGUAGGACAGACUAGAAAACAAAACCAGAAUUAAUCUAAAAUCACUGCCCAUGUGUCGCUGCUGACUCAUGGUGCCAUUACCAUCUUUCUCCUCCCCCAUCACCCAUUCUGGCUUCCCCUUUUUUUAUAUAUCUCUCUCUCUUUUCCUUCCCUUUCCUGUCUCAGGGUAUAGCGGAGUAGUUUCCCCUUUUUUCUCAAACCAGUUUUGAUCCUGGAAUCAUCUUUUCUCUAGUCAAAAUAUAGAGGGAGGCUGCCCCCAAGACAGGUUUUCUCAGAGCCAGGACACAGGAGGAGAAUCAAGGUUUGUGACUGCAGAGGCACAGACAGGACAACGCUGCUCACUGGUUCCCCUCACUGCUGACAUGCUGGAAGAGGAUAAUGAUGAGAUCUGUUGGAAUAACCUGGAGAACUUCCGUGUGAAGCUGAUCUCUGUGAUUGACCCUUCCCGGAUCACCCCUUACCUGCGCCAGUGCAAAGUGCUCAGCCCGGAUGAUGAGGAGCAGGUUCUCAAUGACCCCAGCCUGGUCAUGCGCAAACGGAAGGCAGGUGUUCUCCUGGACAUUCUUCAGCGAACGGGACACAAGGGCUUUGAGGCGUUUAUGGAGAGUCUGGAGCUUUAUUAUCCCCAGCUGUACAAGAAAAUAACUGGCAAAGAGCCCAGCAGGGUUUUCUCUAUGAUUAUAGACACGGCUGGGGAGUCUGGCCUGAGCCAGGUGCUGAUGAACGAGAUCAUGAAGCUGCAGAGCGCGGUGCAGGAGGAGCAGCGCAAGGCGCAGGAGCUGACGGUGUGGCUGCACUCCAAGGAAGACGCCCUCAGGGAGAUGUGGGUCAGGGACAGCCUGCUCCGCAAGCACCAGGAGCGGGCCCAGAGGAUGAAGGAGGAGAGGGACAGCCUGAGCAAGGAGCUGCGGAAGUGCAAGGACGAGAACUACAACCUGGCCCUGAGCUACGCCAAGCAGAGCGAGGAGAAGAGUGCGGCCCUCAUGAAGAACAGGGACCUGCUGCUAGAGAUCGAUCACCUGAAGCACAGCCUCAUGAAGGCUGAGGAUGACUGCAAGCUGGAGAGGAAGCACACGAUGAAGCUGAAACAUGCCAUAGAGCAGCGCCCCAGCCACGAGGUGGUGUGGGAGAUCCAGCAGGAGAAGGAGCUGCUCUUGGCCAAGAACCAGGAGCUGGAAAACACUCUCCAGGUCGCCAGGGAGCAGAAUUUGGAGAAGAGCCUCUCCAAGGAUAUGCUGGAGAAUGACUGCAGCCAGAUCCUGGAAGAGCGCCGGGAGCUGGUGAACACCAUUUACAGCCUGCGCAAGGAGCUGCACCGAGCCAAGGUGCUCCAAGACAAACAGUUUGCAGAGGAAAAAGAGGUGCUGGAGCUACAGUGCACAUCUCUGAGGAAGGACUCCCAGAUGUACAAAAAACGGAUUGAAGCUGUUCUGCAGCAGAUGGAGGAAGUGGCUUUGGAGAGAGAUGAGGCUCUCCUGACCCGAGAGCAGUUCCACGUGCAGUAUUCCAAAAACCUGGUGGAGAAGGACGCCUACCGCAAGCAGAUCCGGGAGCUGGGGGAGAGAUGUGACGAGAUGCAGCUGCAGCUCUUCCAGAAGGAUAGUCAGCUCCUGGCCACUGAGGCCAAGCUGAAAAGGUUGCAGCUGGAGCUGCCCACACCGACCUCUGACCUGGAUGACACCUCCUCCAGAGAUUCCCAGGAACUUGCUCUUCACAGUCACCUGGAUGAAGAUACACAGACAGCUAAAAAAGAUUGCCUGGAAGGAGAAAACGAAGAACUUAGCCCUCGAGAGAGCAAUCUGCCCCCAAAAUCAUCAAGUGAGUGUGGCUUGGCCAACGAGGAACUGGCAGAAAAGGAGAGGAGAAGGAUGAAGGACUGCUUUGAGCGUUACCGAAGGUCUGCGCUGCAAAAAAGAGCAAUGAGAAGGGUGCCCAAGGACCGGCACCACGAGGCAGACUGGGAGAACACCUCGGGCAGCGACAACACCGACACCGAGGGCUCCUGAGAGAGGGACAACACCAAGGUCCCUUGGGAAGGGACAACACCGACACCAAAGGCUCCUCAGGAGCCAACCCCUGAGGGAAACACCAGCCUAUGCGUAGGGUGCCUGUGCUUCUCAAUUUCACUCUCGAUGGACUGUUUAGAUUUUAAAACCAUCCAAACAACCAUUUAUGAAAAGUGCUAAAGUGACACUAUUGUUUGGCUCUGACUUCCCCGCAGUUAAUAAACACGUUUAAAUAUCUACGUGUGA